Schistocerca gregaria is the source of this 2068-nucleotide messenger RNA. RefSeq names its product F-box/WD repeat-containing protein 4-like. Gene Ontology annotation, cellular component: SCF ubiquitin ligase complex. The coding region runs from base 545 to 1789 and encodes 414 amino acids. The transcript has 8 exons. Gene Ontology annotation, biological process: SCF-dependent proteasomal ubiquitin-dependent protein catabolic process. NCBI's taxonomy places the organism in Eukaryota, Metazoa, Arthropoda, Insecta, Orthoptera, Acrididae. Gene Ontology annotation, molecular function: protein binding. The record is from RefSeq and is a predicted model, not a curated record.
UUAUUAAACUCUUACAUGAAAAUGAUUAAGAUCUUUGCAGUUUGCUGCGCAAAAUGUAAUUCCCGUGGUUUUAAUCUAAAACGGAUGGAGAGUGUGGCUAUUAAACAUUGUCCUAAAUGUGUUGAUAUGUCAGAAAAAACUAGCCUAUCGGAAAUUAUGAGUGGUGAACUUUCGUCAGAUAGGACUAUGCAAUGGAGUUUGGCGUUCCCUACCAAAAUGCAGUGAUGUCGAAAAAAACCUACGAAGCUUAAUGCAGAUUGCUUUAUUUUUGUGCUUAGAAGGCCAACGAAUAAUUACUACUUCUGAUUUUACAGUAAUAACCCAACAUACACAAAAUGAAUUUUUUUACUGAGAGCAACUGACUGCGCAGAAACUAAAUACGUUUCUUUGCCGCUGGCGAUGUUUGGUGUAAAUGGAUAGCAGCGGUGUUAUUUUCAAAUGUAGAAUGAAAGGAAUGUAAUCGAAAAUAAAAUGUCUGCACGGGUCCAGGAAUAUUAUUUCUUUAGUGCAUAUAUUGCUCUCUCUUACGAAAGUCCCAGAAGGCAUGAAUGGGCAGAGCGUGCUUCAAGAAAGCGAAGACGAAAGUCGUCUGCGACUGGAUAACCUUCCAUCUGAUGUGUUGUACAUAUUAUUUCAGUAUUGUGACAGAGCAACAUUAGGCCGAUUAAGUCAGUGCUGUAAACGAUUCAAUGACAUUGUUACUGGUAUAUGGGAAACAUUAAGUAGGAAGUUAAUCGCAACCAAUCAACUAAAUGAUGAAAUAUGUAAAAGAUCGUUUCGCACUUUACGUGAGUGGGAGAAAUGCCAGAUUUCCAAAAAUUGGACUAAUGGACGGUUCAGGGAAGUGUGUUAUUUUGCAAGCACGACCAGGUACAUGCCAUGGUUGUCAUUGUCUGACAAGGUUCUGUGGCUGAGCAGAGGAAAUGUGAUAGAGGGAUACAAGCGAACGAAGAAAGGUUUAAACGUUUCCCGUGCCCUGUUCUCCCUGAAAGGACACACUGAUGAUAUUUGCAGAUUUGUAAUACAUGAUGAAAUUAUCAUCAGUGGUAGCAGGGAUGCAGCAAUUUGUGGUUGGUCUUGUGCCACUGGAGAACUGUUAUUUGCGCAGACUUCAAGUCACACAUCUAAUAUAGAUGCUGUUGAUUGCAAUGGAGUUGUGUUAAUUACUGGCUCAAGAGACAGAACUGUAAAGCUAUGGACAGCAGCAGAUGAUUACGUGUGGGAAGAGCACGUGGAGAUUGACUUGGACGACAGAGUGUGGUCUAUUGCAGCCUGCACAGAUAGCCCUGCAUGUGCAGUGGGUACAGCUGGCCACAAUGAAGUGCCACCCCUGCACAUCAUCGACCUGGAAAGACCUGAAAUGACAGCAAGUUUAGAAGGGAAAUAUAAAGCUGGAGCAGGCAUACUAGAUUUGCAUUGGGAAUCACCACAUACCCUCUUAUCUGCAGGAUAUGAUACUCACGUCCGUUUGUGGGAUCUUCGUACAGGGAGUAACGUUGCUUCAUGGAUGGACCCAUUUGAUGCAGCAGUUUAUUGUCUUGCUACAGACAAUCUGUAUACUAUACUAUGCGGUACUGCUUUACAUGGAAGAGUGCAGUUGUGGGACAAACGACACAAGCAGAGCAAGCAGAUUUAUUACAUGUCUCUUCGUCAGAGCAGCCCAGUCUACAGCUUGUCAUUUGACCCAUGUCAGCUCUUCGCUGCUGUGGAUCGCUCUGUCCACUGUCUCGACUUCACUAGCAACAAGAACAAAAUGAUUAACUACAUGAAUGGAAACUUCUUCACUUGAAAGUUGCCACACAGAAUUAUUCUAACAGAGAUUUUGGUAGUUUAUUCUAUUCUAUUCAUUGUGAAAGGAAAAUGAUUAGUGAGAUAUGAAAAAAGAUUCAUAUACUCCUCGUUCUAUGUACAUUUUCCUGACCCUAAAGUGUGCAGAUUGAUUUUCUGCAAUAUGCUUGGACAGCAUAUUUCCCUUAGAUCUUGUAUCAAGAGAGAGUCAUAAUGUGGAACUGAAUAUUAGAACUGUAAAAGCUACAGCUGGAAUAAAGUCUGAGGUGCAACAUAUAAA